This is a messenger RNA of Solanum verrucosum, 1003 nucleotides long. RefSeq lists its product as uncharacterized. The record is from RefSeq and is a predicted model, not a curated record. The transcript is spliced from 3 exons. Gene Ontology annotation, biological process: mitochondrial respiratory chain complex III assembly. NCBI's taxonomy places the organism in Eukaryota, Viridiplantae, Streptophyta, Magnoliopsida, Solanales, Solanaceae. Bases 147 to 620 code for a protein of 157 amino acids.
ACACUAUUUUCCAAUUUCUCUUCCCUCCCUAAAAUGCUAAUUUCCCCAAGUGUUCUUGCCAACAACAAACAGAUUCCUUCUCUCUUUCAUUAAUUCCAGUCAGUAAUUUGCAGAUUUCUGUAACAGCCAAGUCACUGAGGUGAAAGAUGACUGCUAAUAUCCAAAAAUUCCGAAAUCUUUCAACUGCUGUGAAUCAUAGUUUUGAGUCAAGAUGUCUCUUGCAUCACUGUCGCUUUCUGCACCAUGGUCCAGACACUAUGGAGGAAUUAUUGGAUAGACAUGUGGUCAAAAAGGAGAAGAGCCUUGAUGAUGACGAGAACGAGCUCCUAAAUAGACAGCGACUCACUAGCAGUCGCCGUGAGGCUCUAAGUCUCUACCGAGAUGUCAUCCGUGCUACUCGGUUCUUCAUGUGGGCCAACUCUCAAGGCAACCUAUGGCGUGAUGUACUCAGAGAAAAUGUCCGAAAGGAGUUUGAGGAGGCACGAUUUGAGAGAGAUCCAGAAGUCAUCACCAGGUUGCUUAUUGGAGGCCGGGAUGCUCUGCAAGCUGCUUUGGAUAAACUUGCUGAGAAACAAAAGCAAGAAAUCGAAAAGCAACGUGGCAAUUCAAAUACUCCUUGAUAUUCCGGUGUUGUGAAAUGUACAGUGAUAGUUCAAGAACCUUAACAAGUGAAGCUCUUCCGCGUGGAGAUUAUGCAAUACAAUUGUAAUUGUUAUAAUCUUCUCGUUACUCUUUCAACCUUCAUUAUACUUGUACUUUCCAGAAACAGGAGAAACUUUAGAGAAUUUUUAGACUUGUUUGGUUUGUGUAGGGAUUUAACCUUGUCUGUUUAAUGGUCAUAAGCUUAAGUGCCACAUAGCAGAGGCCCUUAAACUAUUCGAAAAGUUCCAUAUUGUAACAAAGCCAGAGCCAGAAUUGAAGCUUACGACUUUGGGAUUCUAGUUUUGUUAAGUUAUUGAAUUCUGAAAUUGAUAAUUUGUAUAUAUUCAAAUGAACUCUUAAG